Molecule: messenger RNA, 1017 nt
Organism: Malassezia globosa CBS 7966
Lineage: Eukaryota; Fungi; Basidiomycota; Malasseziomycetes; Malasseziales; Malasseziaceae
Exons: 1
Coding region: 1-1017 (338 amino acids)
Biological process (GO): steroid biosynthetic process
Molecular function (GO): 3-beta-hydroxy-Delta5-steroid dehydrogenase (NAD+) activity
Source: RefSeq, a predicted model, not a curated record
AUGUGUCCAAAAGACCAACUGGUAGCUGUGACCGGAGCGACAGGUUUUGUCGGGGCACACAUCGUAAAGCAAGCAUUAGAAAAUGGCUACGCAGUUAGAUCUGUGGUGAGGAGCCAGGAGAAAGGAAAGCAAUUGCUUGAACAUUUCCCGUCCUCAAACCAUACAGUAUCAUUUGUCCCCGACAUACGUGACAAAGAAGCACUUGAAAAGGCGUUUCAUGGUGUAAAAGUUGUACAGCAUGUGGCCUCUCCUUACACCAUGGCAUUUGAUGACGCACGUUCAGAGAUGCUGGAUCCAGCCAUUCAAGGCACUCUUGCAGUCUUAGAAGCGGCGGAUAAACAGGGCGUCGAACAUGUGAUAAUAACGUCCUCGUAUGCCGCUAUUAAUUGCUAUGAGAAGGGAGGCGCGAUUCGUGACUAUACAUAUACGGAGGAUGAUUGGAACCCUGCCACGUAUGAUGGUGCCGCGGCAAGUCCAAACAAAGUGUACAUCUAUUCUGCAAGCAAAGCGCUAGCUGAGAAAGCAGCAUGGAACUAUUUGCAGAAGAGGCCGUCUUUUGCCUUGACUACGUUCUGUCCUCCAGGAAUAGUCGGGCCCAUUGUCCAUCCAGUCAAAGCCCUUGAUCAAUUAAAUACUUCAUGUGCGAACGUGUGGCGUCUAAUCUCGGGUCAAACGAAUGGACAAGUUCCACCCACACUGCUUCCCCAGACAGUAGACGUGCGGGAUGUGGCAAAAGCUCAUGUAUAUGCUAUGUCGAACCCGCGCUCUAAGGGAGAGCGAUUUAUCCUUCGUGGGUACUACAUUGACAUGCAAGUAAUCGUAGACUACCUACGCGAAAUCUUCCCCAGUCAUCGAGCCACGAUUCCUGUCGGUGAGCCAGGUACCCGCAACCAGCCUGGCCCGGUGGCCAGACUCGAUGCAUCCAAAGCUGAGCGUCUACUUGGAAUGACCUGGACAACGUGGAAUGAAACUUAUAAAGAUCUUGCUACCCAGCUAUGGGAUAUGUCAGAAAAAUAG